GCCUCAGUGCAGCGGAGUCCUGACUGUAAGUUUAUUGUCUGCUUUCUGACUUGUUGUGGCGUAUCUUCGGUUGAAUCAUUAACAAUAAGCUCCACCCAGUUUGGUUCCUUCCCUCUCCAGAGAUCAACGCCUGUGAACAACAGACUUACUGAAGGCCUCGAGAUGAGUGAACGUGGAGCCGAAGGAUCAGGAUCAGGAUCAGGAUCAGGAUCAGGAUCAGCCUCUUCUGCAGCUAGUUUUGUUUAUGUGAAGAGUGACCGCUCCAGAGAAUAUCGUCCAGAUUUAAGCACUGAAUCCAGACCUUCACAAACAGGAUUGAUGGAAGUCAAGAAGAGUAUAUCAGAGGAAGAACCAGCAUCUUCUGCAGUCAGUUCUGUUUCUAUGAAGAGUGACCGCUCCAGAGAAUAUCCUCCAAUGUUCAGCACUGAACCCAGACCUUCAGAAACAGGAUGGACUGAAGUCAAGAGGAAGGGUAAAGCUAAGGGAGGAUCAGCGUCUUCUACAGCCAGUUCUGUUUCUAUGAAGAGUGACAGCUCCAGAGAAUAUCCUCCAAUGUUCAGCACUGAACCCAGACCUUCAGAAACAGGGGAGACAUCUACAUCAAGCAAUUAUCAGAACCAAGACACCCUGAAGGGGUUUGAGUCUAAAUCCAUGGCAUUUUUAAGAAAAGCUCUGAGAACCCAUAAGAAGGUCCUUUCUGGAAAACAAAAAGGAUUGCUGCAGGAGGACGUACUUGAUGGUCAACCGGUUGAGUCUGCUGAUGAAACAAAUGAAGCAGCUCUGAAGAUUGCUCUCCAUAUCUUGAGGACCAUGAAUGAAGAUGAACAGGCUCACUCACUUGAGCAAAGUCAUUAUGGAGAGCUUCCAAUGUACAGAAAGAAACUCAGAUCUUCCCUGAAGAGGAAGAAUGAAUUCAUAAUGGAUGAGAUAAACUCACAGCAGUUGCCUGUCCCUCUUAGACAGAUUUAUACAACGCUCUAUCUGUUAGAGGGGGACAGUGGAGAGGUCAACAAUGAACAUGAAGUGAGACAAAUUGAGAAAGCUUUCAACAAACGGAAGUCUUCAGACACUCCGAUCAAGUGUGAAGACCUCUUCAAGCCCAACCAACAAGACAAACCCAUCAGAACGGUGCUCACCAGGGGGAUAGCAGGCAUUGGUAAAACUGUUUUGGCACAGAAGUUCAUGCUGGACUGGUCAGAGGAGAAGGUCAAUCAAGAAAUCCAGCUUCUGUUUUCACUUCCUUUUAGGGAGCUAAAUUUGAUUAAAAAUGAAAGAAGAAGUUUGAUGGAGCUGCUCUAUGACUUCUCUCCAGGCCUGAAAGAAUCUGGAAUAAAAGACCUGACAAUGUGUAAAGUUCUGUUUCUACUGGAUGGUCUCGAUGAGUGCAGACUCCCUCUGGAUUUCAAAAGAAAUGAGAGGUGCUGUGAUGCUACACAGCCAGCAUCAGUCGAUGUGCUGCUGACAAACCUCAUUGCAGGUAACUUGCUACCAAAAGCGCAUCUCUGGGUAACUACUCGACCUGCUGCAGCCAGCUGUAUCCCUCGAGAGUAUGUAGACCGCGUGACUGAGAUACGAGGCUUUAACAACCUGCAGAAGGAGGAGUACUUCAACAAGAAAAUCGAUGAUGAAAACUUAGCCAGAAGAGUGAUCGCAAACAUAAAGUCGACAAGAAGUCUCUACAUCAUGUGCCACAUGCCAGUGUUUUGCUGGAUUUCGUCUAUUGUCUUGGGAGAAAUUUGCGCCAAAGCAGGCGGAGGAAAAAUGCCAAAGACUUUGACUCAGAUGUACAUCUACUUCCUGGAACAUCAGACCACUCAGAAGCAUGUCAAAUACAGCGAAGAGCAAGAACUGGACUCCCAAGGGAAUAGCAAAUUGAUUAUGUCACUUGGGAAGUUGGCCUUCCAGCAGCUGGAGAAAGGCAACCUGAUCUUCUAUGAGGACGAUCUUAAAGAAUGUGGUAUUGAUGUCAAAACAGCGUCUGUCUACUCAGGAGUGUGCACUCAAGUCUUUAGGGAAGAGUCCUGCAUGCAGCAAAAAGUCUUCUGCUUUGUUCAUCUGUCUGUCCAAGAGUUUCUUGCAGCUUUGUACGUCCAUGUGAUGUACAAGGUCAAUCGUGUAAACCUGAUGAUCAAAGAUGGGAUGGCCCGAGCCAAGUCUGUAUCUCAACUGCACAAAACUGCAGUGGACAGAGCCUUACAAAGUCACAACGGCCACCUGGAUCUCUUCCUGCGUUUCCUCCUCGGACUCUCUUUGGACUCCAGCCAGGUUCUGCUCAAAGGCCUGAAGAUUCAGGUAGAAAUCUGCGACUCCCAAAGUCAUGAGGAAACCAUCAAGUACAUCAAGGAGAAAAUAAGUCAGACACGUCCUCUAGAGAAGUACAUCAAUCUCUUCCACUGUCUCAAUGAGUUAAAUGACCACUCUCUGGUGGAGGAGAUCCAGAGCCACCUGGACUCACACAGAGACUUGGUGAUGGACAAAAGUUCUGCAGCUCAGUGGGCAGCUCUGGUCUUUGUGUUGCUGACCUCACCGGAGAAGCCAGAGGAGAUCCAGCUCAAGAAAUACUCCAGAACAGCAAAAGGCCUUCACAUGCUCCUACCAGCCAUCAAAGCAUGCAGAUCCGCCAUACUGAAUGAUUGCAAUCUCACUGCAGACUGCUUAGAGGUGCUGUCCUCCACACUCAGCUCAAGCUCUAAUGAGCUGAAUCAUUUAGAUUUAAGUGAUAACAACAUACAAGACUCAGGAAUCAAGCACCUCUGCAAGGGACUACAAAGCCCAAACUGCAGACUGAAGACGUUGAGGCUGAACCGAUGCAAUCUCACUCAGAAAUGUUGUAAAACUCUGGCUUCAGUCCUGAGCUGUCCCUCCUCACAUCUUAGGGAGCUGGACUUGAGUGACAAUGACAUUGAAGACUCUGGAGUGCAGCAGCUCUGCAAUGGACUGGCAAAUGUGUGCUGUAAACUGGAAACCCUCAGGUUGUCGUUCUGUAACAUCACAGAGAAAGGUUGUGCUUUUUUGGCCUCGGCAGUGAAGUCCAACCCAUCCCACCUGAGUGAGCUGGAUCUGAGGUUCAAUCACCUUGGAGAGUCAGGAGUGAAGCUCAUCUCUGAAGCUCUGGAGGAAGGAGGAUGUGAAGCUAAACUCAGAGUCGACCACAAUGCAGAACACUGGUAUAAACCAGGACUGAGACAAUAUGCAUGUAAGCUUACAAUGGAUCAUAACACCGCUCACAAACGUCUCAUCCUCUCUGACGAGCCCCCAACAAUUACCCAGGGCAGCGAGAAGCAGCCAUAUCCCGAUCACCCUGACAGGUUUGACUACUGGUCCCAAGUCCUGUUCAACGAGGGCCUGACAGGCCGCUGCUACUGGGAGGUGGAGUGGGAUGGAAAAUGGGCAGCGAUCGGAGUGACCUACAAGGGCAUCAGUCGCAAAGGGCCAGAAAAUGACUGUGUGAUAGGCUACAAUGGCAUAUCUUGGAGUCUGCACUGUUCUUCUAAAGGCUACCAUGUGUAUCAUAACUUCGAGAGCAUCGUCGCUCGUGUCCCUCUGGGUGAUUCCCGUGGACUGGCUGUGUAUCUGGACUGGGAGGCCGGCAUCCUGUCCUUCUACAGAGUUUCUUCUGGAAGGUCGCUGACACACCUGCACACCUUCUUCACCAAAUUCACUGAGCCUCUCUACCCAGUUUUCAGAGUGUGGGUGAAGGGCUCCUCAGUGAGGCUGUGUCAGGUGAAAGAAUAGAAAGAAAAGACUGAAUGAGAGAUACACGCUAUUCACCGAUGAUUGGUCUUCUUCUGAUCAAAGCAAUCAGAGUGAUCAGAUGGAGGUCAUUGAACCUUUUUACCAUUUAUAUUAAACAGUAUUAAGUUCUUUAAAUUCAGAGAAAACAACUGAAAACUAUUUGAACUUUACAUUACUGUCCUCUGUCCAGUGUCGCCGCACCUGAAAUUUUGAAUUAAAAUGGCAAAAAAUACUUUAUCUGGCGAGCAGUAGCUGUGGAGAUUGGUUCUUUAGGUGAGUUUAAAAUGGUGUCCGCACAUGAUUUUAUGUAUUAUGGUAGCUUAUAUGCAUAUACCUAUAUAUAUUUCAGUAUGGAAAAUGUAUUAAAUUAUUAUCAAUGAGGGUUCAACAUGUUUUUGUUUGUUUGUGUUUUAACUUUCCUGGUCGGAAGGAGAAGAAGAUAUACUUUAUUGAUCCCCUAGGGGAACUUGUUCUUUUCAUUAUUUUAUACACACACAUACACGCUGAAAUACACACUUCAUGCACUUGUGGACAUGCAAAGGGGAGAGAGAUGGUGGAGCGAUGGGGCUGCAACGUUAACAGCGCCCCAUGAGCAGGCCUUGCUCAAGGGCACCUCGGCAGUGCACAGGAAGUGAAACUGACACCUUUCCAGCUACCAGUCCACACUCCAUAUUUUGUGGUCUGUGGGACUUGAGCCGACGACCCUCCGGUUCCCAAGCCAAGUCCCUACACACUGAGCUACUAUCGCAUUCUUCACCUUCUUUUAUGAUAAUAAAAGAGUUAUUUUGUAGUUAUUAUCUGAAGUUUGCUCCUCUGACUGUUUAUAAAUUUUCUGGUGCUACCAAAUUAGUAAAAGAAAAAGUAAACUGUACUUUUACGCAAACACAAAAAAAGAGAAAACUUUAGACCCUCAAAUGUCCAGCUGUAAAAUACUGUUGGACAUUUGAGGCCCGAACAAAAUGAUCAGUCAUUUAAUCAACUAGUCAGUCAGCAGGUUUAUGAACAGCAGUUGUGAUAAUCAGAGAUGUUCACAAGUCUUUUUUUGCAAGUCCAAGUCAAGUCUGAAGUCUCUAAAAAAUAAAGUCAUAUGUCUCUUCUGGUUGUAAUGAGCCUUCUGUCAUCUACUAAGAAUACUGCACAGCUAUAUCUAAGAAAUUCAAAGCAUUUACUGUAUUAUUAUCACUCCUUUAUCUAUUAGCAUACAGUAUCAGUACUGAUUAGUUGCAAUGCAAUAUGAAGAAAACACACAAUGAAUGCUUUCCUUUAAAGGAAACUGUAUUCUUCCAACAUGAACAUACAGUUAUAGUAUAUCUUGCCCCCUAUUGUGCAGGCUCAGUGUCACACACACAUACACACACCCUGGCACAUAUUUUCACUUCUGAUUACAUUAUUUAGAUUCUAUUUAAUUACAUUAUUUACAUCAUAUUAGUUUGAUUUUAUUCAUAUUUAUCUUAUUUAUUCUAUUUAUAAGGCCAGUUUAGGAGUAACCAGGAGACAUUUCACUGCAUGUUACUCUGGGACUUCUGUAUGUGACAAAUAAAGUAAUCUUGUAAUCUUGUAAUCUUGUAAAUGUAACAUUAUUAGUCAUGCAAUAAUAACUAAUCAUCCAAUCUCAGUUAUAGUUAGCUAUAUCUGCUGGACACAAAAUUAACACCAUUCAGAUGCUGGUAAAUCAUACAAGUGGCUGGUACUGUAUGCUGCACUCAGCAGCCAGAAUCACAAUGGUAAUCUAUUGAGUGGCUGGUAACAUUUCAACAGUCACUAGUCUAGCCGUUUUGCCAGUGGACAAAAAGUUAAAGGUUUGCACUCUGCAACCGUAUUGUUUAAUUACACUGGGUCUCUAAUGACACAUUCCUCUCUCCUCUCACUCAAACAGUGGAAUGGUAACCUGGUAAACCUGUAACAUUAACGUUACGUGGUCAUUAACCUGUAACCUGCCUGUAAGCCGACAGUAUAACUCUGUAUUUUUCUACGGUUAACGUUACCGGUUUUUUUAAUGUCAGCGCCACUCAAUGCAAACAGAGUUUCCUCAAUAUUAAAACGCCAAAAAAGAAAACAUAAUGAUUGUUCACAAGUCCCAAAACACGAGUCUGAGUCGAGUCUGAAGUCUCUGUGUGUGCCACUUAAGUCACAAACUCGAGUCCCCAUCUCUGCUGAUAAUCAAUUAACUGCUGAGUUUGUUCAACUAGCAGACAUGUCAGAAACUCUGGUUGUAGUUUCUGGAAUUAGUUUCUUUUCAUACGACCUGAAUAACUUUUAGUUUUGGACUCUUGGUCGGAUGAAACGAGACCUUUUUGAACACUGAGACUGUGGGAAACUUUCACUAGUUUCUGGGUGUGCCAGGUCCCUUCAGUCAAAGUCAAACUGUCUAAUUUCAUGGGAACACAGAGAAUUAUGGGAUACUCGUAUAUAAACAAGGGCUGAAAUCUGCACUCAGUGGAGCUGACGCUGUUUUGAGAAUUGAUGUAGUUGCUGUUGUUCUCCAGCAGAGGUCGAUGUAUCUCUUCAUGAGGAAGUAACACUCAGAAGUAAACAAUGAAAAAGGAAAUGACUACAGAGCGAGCAGAGCAACAACAGACAAAGUUUAUCUUACUGACCUGAAGAAUGUGGAUUCACUCUGUGUCGACAAUGACAGACACUCACAUUUAUUUACAGACGUCGAUCAGCAGAAAAUCUGAAUCAGAAUUAAGUUUUUACACAUACAAGGAAUUUGUCUUGGUGCAUAAAUAUAUAGAAAUCACACAAAAUACAGUACUUUCAAAAUAUAAAUAAAUAACGAUAAGAAAACUGUGCAGGAAAUGGGAGUGCACUGAUGUAAUGCAUAUAUACAGGGUGGGUAUUAGGAGUCAGUGUCAGUGGGUGUUAUUGAGACCAGCUGCAGACAGAAAGAAACUGUUGUGGUGUGAGAUUUUGGUCCUUACAGCCUCCUGCUGCUCAUGCUUUUUUCAGUUUUUUAUUUAUUUUGUAUCAAACUGAAUCUCUUCAGGCGCUCAUCACAUGAAGAUCUGAAGAAGAAUGAAGUCUCUGCUGGAGGAAAAUCUCCUUUUUCAUUAGUUUCAUAUCCGUUUGUUUUCAUACAAAACAGUUUUAUACAUGAUUAUGUUUUUUAUUAAUGUGUGUAUAGAUUUUCAUAUUAACUCAACAGUGUUCAUCUUCAGCCUUUCUACGUUCUCUGACAGCGUUAACGUUCAGAAAGUGAACAGCAAAAUAAAACCGUCAGGGAAUUUAUGACCGUUGCUUUUGACUCGCAGGACUUCACGUUUUUAUUUCUUAAGGUUUGUACAUAUGUUUCUAAUCAGGUCAAAGUAUUUUUGAUUAACACUUUUAUUUUUCUGGAGUUUUGUUUGUUUUCUUUGUUUUUCUCUGUCAGACGUUCAUUUACAAUUUAACUGUGCUGAGUAAUUAACUUGAUUAAAAUGUUACCUCUUUUCAACAAAA
Molecule: messenger RNA, 7173 nt
Organism: Dicentrarchus labrax (European seabass)
Lineage: Eukaryota; Metazoa; Chordata; Actinopteri; Moronidae
Product: NACHT, LRR and PYD domains-containing protein 3-like
Exons: 14
Coding region: 163-3735 (1190 amino acids)
Molecular function (GO): protein binding
Source: RefSeq, a predicted model, not a curated record